AUGCUUGAAUGUCUUCCGAGCAAAACCAAGGAACUUCGUGUACAGAGGGUGCACGACGGUAAUGUCUCACGACUUCGGAGAUUCAAGCUUUUAGGCAAAGGUAUCAAUGAUAUGCAGGCUCGUCGACUUGUUCAUGUCAAGCUUAUCGGAUCAGGUGUUGGUCUUGCAUCCGAAGCAAUCCACCAUCAUCGAAACAAACCCUUCUCAAACCUUCCGCAGGCUUCUUCAGACAAUGGCGAAAGCAGCCGCGCAGGCGCGCAGCUCAGUCACAGCUACAAUGAUCCGCCUCCUCAAUAUGUCGAGGUAUCUCCCGAGGAAGCUGAUAAAAUGAUGGGAAAAGGCCAAGCUGUGCCAGCAAAUGAGAAGGAAAAUCACGAUUUUGAAAAGGAAUGCGACGAUGAUGAUCUCUCUGAUACGGACUCUGAGGGAGGGGACGAAGAAGCUUGGGCUUUAGACGAAGCGGCAGAUAGUUCUGGCCCAACUCCUCCUUUUGAGGAACCUACUCAAGAUGCCAAUGGUCUUACCGAUACAUUUUUGCGGAAUCAUCCACCUCCAGCAUAUAAUGCUGCGAAGCCGAAACUUCCUUGUCCAGUCAUCCUCCCACAACGAAGACCGAAGGAUAAGAAACGUGGGUUUAUAAGAGCAUAUGCGCCAGUUUUGGAAGAUUGUGGGAUUGACCAAGCUACGUUCUUGGAAUUCCUAAAAACCUUUUACCAUGCGAGUAAAUCUUCGCCAUGGUUGAAUGUAAUAAAUGCAGCGGCUGGUAUUGUCGGCUUUGUGCCGGGCCCUAUCGCGAUGGGUGUAUCAAUAGCUACUCAAUUUGCGGUUGGUGUAGCUAUGGAACUCCAGACACGAUCGAGGACGAACACGUUCCUCGAUAAAUUGAACAAUGAGUUCUUCAUGCCUCGUGGCCUUUACUGCUUGAUACUUACAUACAAGCCCGAAUCAUCAGCAACCCAUGCCUUUGUUGAUAUUAGCAAAGCUAUUGCCUCAUCCCUUGAUGACACAGCCACAGGCUUCAAAAAAACACUGAAACACAUAAAACUGUCAAGCGGAACAACAUACGGAGAACUCGAAAUGCCAGAAGCAGCACCACUGAUCUUUCCGGCAUUGGAUCAAAUUGCUGAGCUUGAGGAAAGCGAAAAUGUCCAGAAAAAUAACAAAUUCAAGAACAGUGGAAAAUUCGUCACCGAUUACUUUGAUCGUCGGGCCCAAGCCAAAUAUGCAAUGCAAUACCCAACCGGGACUCUAGCAACACCGAAUCCACGAUUUUUCUCCCGUUACUCCGACCCCAAUAACCCGGCUAGUAGCGGGUCUCUCAUGUCCCUCAUCACCGGCGGCCACAUCAACACAAAGGCGCGAAGAGUGGAGCGAAGAGCCGCCAGAGAAGAAAGGAGACAAAACAAGAGAAUUAGAAAGGCGUACCAGAGAGGAGAAGACAUUACUCCAGAGACGGGACUCAGAAGAAAGAGAAACCCAGGUCUUGUUAAGAGGAUAUUGCAAAAAGAAGUCCUUUACCUAAUGAUCGUGAGUUAUGACCUGGAAAGCCCAGAGUAUCAGGCUGGUAUGAGGAGUGUUGUGGUGGAGGGAGAAGGAAUGUAA
Molecule: messenger RNA, 1602 nt
Organism: Sclerotinia borealis F-4128
Lineage: Eukaryota; Fungi; Ascomycota; Leotiomycetes; Helotiales; Sclerotiniaceae
Source: the annotation of a GenBank genome assembly